GUUAUGUGUAGAGGUGUUGUAGUAAGGUUAUGUGUAGAGGUGUUGUGAUAAGGUUCUGUGUAGAGGUGUUGUAGUAAGGUUAUGUGUAGAGGUGUUGUAGUAAGGUUAUGUGUAGAGGUGUUGUGAUAAGGUUAUGUGUAGAGGUGUUGUAGAGGUGUUGUAGUAAGGUUAUGUGUAGAGGUGUUGUGCUCGUCUUCGGCACCCUCUACCCGGCCUACAACUCCUACAAGGCUGUGAAGACGAAGAACGUCAGGGAAUAUGUACGUUGGAUGAUGUACUGGAUCGUUUUUGCUCUCUACACCGUGGUGGAGACCAUCGCUGACCUGACCGUAUCCUGGUUUCCGUUGUAUUAUGAGCUGAAGAUUGCCUUUGUGAUAUGGCUGUUGUCUCCCUACACCAGAGGAGCCAGCCUCAUCUACAGGAAGGUCCUGCACCCACUGCUGUCCUCCAGAGAAAGGGAGAUCGACGACUACAUUGUCCAAGCCAAAGAGCGCAGCUAUGAGACCAUGGUGAACUUCGGCAAGCAGGGCCUAAGUAUAGCAGCCACAGCAGCUGUCUCCGCAGCUGUCAAGGCAAGUGCAGAUCGCUCCCCGUGUGUGUGUGUGUGUGUGUGUGUGUGUGUGUGUGUG
Molecule: messenger RNA, 629 nt
Organism: Clupea harengus (Atlantic herring)
Lineage: Eukaryota; Metazoa; Chordata; Actinopteri; Clupeiformes; Clupeidae
Gene: reep3b
Product: receptor accessory protein 3b
Exons: 5
Biological process (GO): endoplasmic reticulum tubular network organization
Cellular component (GO): cytoplasmic microtubule; endoplasmic reticulum membrane; endoplasmic reticulum tubular network
Molecular function (GO): microtubule binding
Source: RefSeq, a predicted model, not a curated record